Acanthosepion pharaonis is the source of this 537-nucleotide messenger RNA. The record is from the annotation of a GenBank genome assembly. Lineage: Eukaryota; Metazoa; Mollusca; Cephalopoda; Sepiida; Sepiidae.
AUGAUCCAGAGGCUCUCACACACACACAUCAACCUGCCUAUCUAUCUAUCUAUCUAUCUAUCUAUCUAUGAGAUUCCGUUAAUAUCUAUCUAUCUAUCUAUCUAUCUAUCUAUCUAUCUAUCUCAGUCUGUUCAUUAUCUAAGUCCAUUCAUAUCUAUCUCUCUAUGUGGCUAUCAGUCUGUUCGCAAUCUAUCUAUCUAUCUAUCUAAGUUUAUUCAUAUCUCUCUAUGUGUCUAUUAUUCUAUCUAUCUCAGUCUGUUCAUAUCUAUCUAUCUAUCUAUCUAUCUAUCUAUCUAUCUAUCUAUCUCAAUCUGUUAUCUAUAUAUCUAUCUCAAUUCAGAGGUUGAUACGGAGGACCGACCCCCCUUCCUCCUCCUCCCCCCUCCUCCUCCUCCUCCUCUCUCCCUCCCUCCCUCCUCCUCCUCCUCCUCUCUCCCUCCCUCCCUCCCUCCCUCUUUCUCUCUCUCUUUCUUUCUCUCCCUCUCUUUCUUUCUUUAUUUUUGUUACAUCUUUCAGCUUCGGCCAAAUUUGUUUUAA